This is a messenger RNA of Copidosoma floridanum, 594 nucleotides long. Its product is annotated as cilia- and flagella-associated protein 276. The record is from RefSeq and is a predicted model, not a curated record. Lineage: Eukaryota; Metazoa; Arthropoda; Insecta; Hymenoptera; Encyrtidae.
AAUUUUCAAGUGCACCCAAAAACAAUCAUGGACAUGAUAGUCAAGUCCGUCCGUAAUCCGUACCCUGUGCCAGAUCUAUCAAGGGAGGGAUCGUGGGCCACCGGUGGUCCAAUACUGGAUCCAAAUGUUUGCCCGAAUGAAAGACGAUGGUACUCAAAGUUAAAGCCCCACGAACGGCUUUUCUCACACCACACUCUAACCAGCGCUCGAAAGAAUCAUUUUUAUAGCUGCAACAAGGUUCCAAAGGAUUAUCUGGAUUCGAUGUUAACUUCUGUUUAUUCGCACAAAGACGACUUAUUCGUACCAAAAAUGUACACCACAAUGCAGCCAGAAUCUUUGUACAAGGAAACGUGGCGAGUUUUACGAAACGAAAUUAAGGUAUACUCGAAGCCACCAGUACCUCUCGGCCACGAGAUCAAAUACGCCAACAUUGAGGCAACACUAGCAGGCGACCACCCGAAACCAGGAUGGUACUUUCACAAGCGACGAAACGUUCACCCGAGCAGUCUUCAGUUAGCCGCUGAGGGGCCGCAUACGGAUCGCACUAAUCCCGGCUUCAGCAGAAAAAUCGACGGGACGUAUUACAGCAUCUAA